GUUGACUAUAGCUAACUAGCGAUUGUGAUACUCUAUUCUAUGUAAAAUACAGGUAAUCCAGACAUCUUUUGGUUUAGUGACUAGAAUUUGUAAAAACGAUGAAGAGUAGCAUCAUGUAAGCCUAAUUUUAUUUCGACCGGAAAAUUAAUAGGUCCAGGCAUGCUACAGAUGAAUAAGGCUUGUUUACUACAAAAUUCCAUAAUUCAUUUGGCAGCAUCGACAAAGUUUUUUUUUAAAUACUUACCUAUGAUUGAAAGCUUUUUCUUCACCCCAUUCCUUACAAGGGGAACAUUGAGUUUCAGGCGUUUUGACGUUUCAGUAAGGGCAAUGUUGUUUUUACGUGGUGAAGGUGCCAGACUCACAGCCAAACUCCUCUCUUUUCCUGGCUUACCAUUGACUAGUAAACAAGGUGAGUCAACUGGAGACCAAACCCCGACGAUAUGCUUUGCUGAUCAGGAUCGUAUUAUUGAAACGCGGACAAACUAAAUUUGACAGUCGGAUGAAAACUGAUGCAUUCGACAUGGUUUGUUUGAGGGUCUUUGUAAAUACAAAAUGCAACUCAUUAUGCACUUUUUCCAAUCAAAUAUCAUGGGUUAUUAAAUUAGAUUUCCAUUCAAAUUCGAAAAUACACAAUAAAUUUAUUCUGAUCAAAAUGUUAUAUGUAUCCAAAACUCAGCAUUUAAUUCACUGACUGGACAAUAAAAAAAUGUUGGCUUUUAUUUUGACCUAUAAUACAUUCGCAUUUUGACACUAGCUCAUUUUUAGCUUCAUUUCUAGCAUUUAGUGU
Messenger RNA from Trichobilharzia regenti, 787 nucleotides. The record is from the annotation of a GenBank genome assembly. NCBI's taxonomy places the organism in Eukaryota, Metazoa, Platyhelminthes, Trematoda, Strigeidida, Schistosomatidae.